Messenger RNA from Erythranthe guttata (spotted monkey flower), 1251 nucleotides. Its product is annotated as putative WRKY transcription factor 7. The record is from RefSeq and is a predicted model, not a curated record. Gene Ontology annotation, biological process: regulation of DNA-templated transcription. Lineage: Eukaryota; Viridiplantae; Streptophyta; Magnoliopsida; Lamiales; Phrymaceae. Gene Ontology annotation, molecular function: sequence-specific DNA binding; DNA-binding transcription factor activity.
UCUCUCUCUCUUCUCUCUCUCUCUUAAUUUCAGUUGAGUUUAAUUUUUUAAUUUGGAUGAUUUUUCUGUUUUACUAAAAAAUGGCAGUAGAAAUGAUGCCAGGCUAUAACCUCACUUCAAAAAUGGAGGAAAAUGCCGCCCAAGAAGCCGCCGCCGCCGGCCUCCACAGCGUCGACAAGCUAAUCCGAUUACUCUCCCACUCCCACCACCACAAGUCCCGACAGCCCUCUUCCGCCGCCGCCGCCGAUUACCUCGCCGUGGCUGAUGUCGCCGUCGACAAAUUCAAGAAGUUCAUCUCCCUGCUCGACCGGACUCGGUCCGGCCACGCACGUUUCCGCCGCGGCCCGGUUCCGAAUCCGCAGCCGGUUAAGAUCGAACCGGUGCCGGAACCGGCGGUCCUGCCGUCAUCCCAACCUCCGAAAACCGAGGAAAGGGAUCCCGCGGCCGGUUCGAGGAUUUACUGCCCGACGCCGAUUCAGAGGCUGCCGCCUCUCCCCAACCACCACCACCAGCUAAUCAAACACGGCUCGAUCGAGCGGAAGGAGUCUUCCACAACGACGAUUAACUUCUCGUCGCCGGCGAAUUCUUUCAUUUCGUCGUUGACCGGAGACACCGAAAGCCAGCCGCCGUCGAUGUCGACGUCGGGAUUCCAGAUCACAAACCUCUCACAGAUUUCCUCCGCCAGCCGUCCGCCGCCGCCGUCGUUCAAGAGGAAGUGCAGCUCCUCCAUGGACGACGCCGCCGCCGCCAAAUGCGGCGGCGGGUCGUCGGCGAGCCGUUGCCAUUGUCCCAAGAAAAGGAAAUCGAGAUUAAAGAGAGUAGUGAGAGUGGCAGCAAUAAGCAUGAAGAUGGCUGACAUUCCACCUGAUGAUUACUCUUGGAGAAAGUACGGUCAAAAGCCCAUCAAGGGUUCACCUCAUCCUAGGGGUUAUUACAAAUGCAGCAGUGUAAGAGGGUGCCCGGCCCGAAAGCACGUGGAAAGGGCAUUGGAUGACCCGGCAAUGCUAAUAGUAACAUACGAAGGCGAACACAAUCAUGCUGCCCAGUCAAAUACUGAACCACCUUCUACUACCAUGCUUCUUGAAUCAUCUUAAUUUUUUUUUUAUUUUUUUUUUUUCAUCGAACGGCUUAGAUUCGCGACACGAAAAAAGUAUGAUCUCCACCGUCCGAUUGGUCAAAAGAUGGAUUUGUUGUUGUUGAUGAUGAUGAUGAUUCCCAUUUUCUGCAAUAUUGUAUUUAUUAUUUAUUUCA